AUGACAAAACUUCGUGUUGCUAUAAUUGGUGCUGGAUCGGCCGGUUUAGCAUCAGCAAAGUACGCAAAAGAAAUGGGAUUAGAAUGUGUAGUUUACGAACAGUGGUCCGAAAUUGGUGGCCUUUGGGUUUAUACGGAUUAUACGGAUUUUGAUGAAUAUGGAUAUCCAGUUCUAUCAGCUAUGUAUCAAGGAUUAACAACAAAUUUGCCCAAGAAUCUAAUGGGUUUCUCUGAUUUCCCAAUUCCAGAUGAUAAAAAUAGAUACUUAACACACAACGAGCUUAAACUGUUUCUUCAUUCUUAUGCUGAUCAUUUUCAAUUAAAGCCGUUAAUAAAGCUCAACACUUUUGUUAACUACAUAAAACCAGAUGAAAAUAAUAAUAAUAAAUGGAUCAUUGAAACUGAAUAUAAAUUAAAUGGCGAAACAACAGUUAAUAUUUUCGAUGCUGUUAUGAUAUGCACCGGACAUCAUCACACCCCAAAAAUUCCGGAUAUACCCGGUAUAAAUUCUUUUAAAGGGACGAUAAUUCAUAGCAGAAUGUACAGAUCGGCCAACAAUUAUAAAGGAAAAGUUGUACUAGUGAUUGGAGGAGGCGCUUCAGGCGUAGAUAUAGCCGAUCAAGUAUCUGCUGUUGCUAAAAAUGUCGUUUUUAAUUUCAAAAAAGUAAUAAGGCAAAUAGAUUACAGAAAUAAUGUCAUCGUUAAAGAAGGAAACAUCGCUAAAAUCAAUGAAUUAUCGGUAACUUUUAGCGAUAAAUCAACAAUAUAUAUAGAUUCAAUCAUAUUAUGUACAGGCUACUAUUACAAUUACUCAUUUCUUGAUAAAUCGUGUGGAAUAACCGAUGGAAACUUUGUUCAACCACUUUACAAGCAUGUAAUCAAUAUAAAUAACCCAACGAUGGCUUUUAUCGGUGUAACAAUCUAUGUGUGUCCGUUUGUAACGUUCGAAUUACAAGCAAGAUUUUUCAUAAAUUGUCUCUUGGGAAUUGCAAAACUUUGUUCUCAAGAAGAAAUGCGAAAAGAUUACAAAUUAGAUCUACAAAUUCGUUUUCCCAAUGGUUGUAACGGACGAGAAUAUCAUAAAAUACACGAUCGUCAACUAGAGUAUUCCUCUGAAUUGGCACGCCUCGGAAAUACUUUCGGAGUUUCGAAAGAGUUGAUCGAGAGUUACAUUAAAAAUUAUAAAAUAUUUACUAGUGUACGCGGUAGUUUUAAAGAUAAAUAUUAA
Messenger RNA from Onthophagus taurus, 1227 nucleotides. RefSeq lists its product as uncharacterized. Gene Ontology annotation, molecular function: N,N-dimethylaniline monooxygenase activity; flavin adenine dinucleotide binding; NADP binding. Lineage: Eukaryota; Metazoa; Arthropoda; Insecta; Coleoptera; Scarabaeidae. The record is from RefSeq and is a predicted model, not a curated record.